AUGACAUGCUUCUCGAGACUAAAGAGUAAAAGUAAUGACAAUCCUCGCCUUGGUCGUCGUCAAGAAAUGGUGCGAAUUCACUACUCCAAGCCUUUUUCAACAACACUUGCAUUUACACUUACUUUGUUUCUAAUAAUACUCUCAUCGUUAAACUCCAAAAGUGCUGCUGCGGAAUACAAUAACAUUGGUGCUGGUGUUAAUAAUGAUAGUAAUAGUUAUGUUGCAACUAUUUUAAGUGGUGGAAAGGACGUAAAUUUCGAACUUAGUCCUGUUAAAAAUUCCUUUGCUUUGGAUAUAAGACAAGCACAACUUUAUCUAUGGACAAAUACAAGCAACAACACUCCACCUAAAGAUAACUGGGUUGCACUUAUCGAUUGUGAUCCAUUAGCAUCCUCUACCAUAAAACAAGUCCUAGAGCAUAAUCCGAGCGCGAUUUUAGUUAGUCAAGGCGCAUCGUGUCCCCAGCAAUAUGUUGACGCACCAGACAAUACGAAUGUCGAGCCAAUCUUUCAAUCAAAACAACUGGAUUCUUAUAUAAAUUCAUUAAAACAAGGUGAAAACAUAAGCAUAAGUAUUGUUAGUCGACCUCAUUCGUUACAUAAUGACAAAAGCAAUACUAGUGGCACUGGAGAACCUCCACCCAAUCGACUACGUCCUUCUCGUUCUGUUGGAGUUACUGUGUUAGAAAGUUUCCCGGUUUAUUUGUUUUCGCUUGGUGGUGUUAAUGCUAUUGGAACUAAUUCUAAUGAAUCGGAAAAAGAUCCAAAAGAUGAAAUUGAUGUGGAGAAAGGUUUACGAAAUGAUCCCGAUAAGAUUAAUAAUGGAGAGAGUAAGAACGAUGAUAAUACCACACAAGAUGAUGAUGGUCCUGAUUAUAUGGCUGUCCCUUAUGAAUCUGAGUCGCUAAACGAGGAAAAUGCUAUUUCAAACGCCAACAACAGUAACGAUAUUAAAGAUGACGAUAAUCAAACUGAUGAGAUAAAUAAAGAUGAUAACAAUGAAGAUGACGAAAAAAGUUCAACGGACGAAAGUCCAACUCCAUUAAUAAUCCCUAAACAAAUUGUUGCGCAAUUACAGAACUCCUCGAAAACCUGCUCAAUAUCUACUCUUUCUGGGUCAGUAAUGUCUAAUCAUGUGACUGAAGAACAAUUGACUUGUCCUAUUUGUUUGGGUGAUUUUGAGGCUGGUGAGGAAUUACGUGUUUUACCGUGUCAUCAUCAAUAUCACACAUCAUGCAUUGAUCCAUGGCUACUAGAUAUUUCCCCAUUAUGUCCAAUGUGCAAAGCAGACUUCACUACAUGGAACAUCGACGUAUCCGCACAACAAGGCAGCACCGAUGACCCAUCAGCAUCCACCAUCUCGGUCGAUUCAUCUGCCACUCCUCCAACUACCACGCAACAAGCACCACCUAUCGACAACUCUGACGCAAUAUCACAAAUUUCCUCGAUUGAUGAUUCACUACACACAUUCCCACAUUUCCGAUGGAUAAAAUAUUUAACGGCUAUUCGUCGCGCUGGAAGACGCAAUCGACGAAGAAGUCGACGACCGAAUGUUAGACAUUCCGCACAACCACCUAGAAUUCAGCAUCAGCAUCAGCGACAACAGUCAAGUGAUGCUGCUAGCGGUAGUAAUGAUUCGCCUUUAAAUCGUGUUAGUAUGUAA
Ambispora gerdemannii is the source of this 1662-nucleotide messenger RNA. Lineage: Eukaryota; Fungi; Glomeromycota; Glomeromycetes; Archaeosporales; Ambisporaceae. The record is from the annotation of a GenBank genome assembly.